Messenger RNA from Eurypyga helias (sunbittern), 846 nucleotides. Its product is annotated as zinc finger protein 239-like. Gene Ontology annotation, biological process: regulation of transcription by RNA polymerase II. The transcript has a single exon. NCBI's taxonomy places the organism in Eukaryota, Metazoa, Chordata, Aves, Eurypygiformes, Eurypygidae. Gene Ontology annotation, molecular function: RNA polymerase II cis-regulatory region sequence-specific DNA binding; DNA-binding transcription factor activity, RNA polymerase II-specific. The annotation marks the transcript as partial. The record is from RefSeq and is a predicted model, not a curated record.
AAGCGCACCCACACCGGGGAGCGGCCCCACGGCUGCCCGCUCUGCGGCAAGGCCUUCAUCUCCUCGUCGCACCUCGCCCUCCACCGCCGCUCCCACACGGGCGAGCGGAAGUACCGGUGCCCCGUCUGCGGGAAGCUCUUCCUCCAGUCCUCCCACCUGGUGCGCCACAAGGCCAUCCACACCGGCGAGAGGCCCUUCAAGUGCGAGGAGUGCGGGAAGCUCUUCGGGCGCGCCUCGCACCUCGCGACCCACCGCCGCGUGCACACCGGGGAGCGGCCCUUCAAGUGCCUGCAGUGCGAGAAGGCCUUCACGCAGAAGGCCGGGCUGGUCCUCCACGUCCGCCUGCACACCGGGGAACGGCCCUACAAGUGUGACAGGUGCGGGAAGAACUUCCGCUCCUCCGCGCACCUCGUGUCGCACCAGCUUCUCGAGUCGGGUGAGAGGAACUUCAAGUGCUCCACCUGCGGGAAGGCGUUCAAGCAGGCGGCGUCCCUCAAGCAGCACCUGAAGACCCACGAGGCACGUGAGCCCCACCGCUGCUCGGUCUGCGGCCGGGCCUUUUCCAGGUCUUCUUACCUCCAGCUUCACAUGAGAACACACAGUGGGGAGCGGCCGUACCACUGUUUGGUUUGCAACCGAACGUAUGCCAAAAUGUCCACCUUUGAAAAACACUGUAAGAAGCACCAGCAGGAUGAGGAGAGGCCUGAUGUGAGACCCAGGCCAAUGACCACCAGGGCAAAAGUACUGGCUGAAAAGAAAAGGCAGGAGCAGAAGCAGCAGCACCGAGAAGACAGCCUUGAGCAACCUCACCAGGCUGACUCAGAGCAGCUGGCGGAAAGGCUGUGA